AUUCAUCACCUUUUUCGAAUUCAGACACGUUAACAGAUAACAUUCAUGUAUAGUAGUUGAAAGUGAGAAUUCAGUAUUUGAGUUUUGAACCGGAAUUUUUCCAGUAUUUGCUAUAUUUUGUCCCUGGUUUUCCAUGUUUGCAGGGAAAACAGAGACAUUAAAAAAUUCAGCUUUAUCUUAUUCCAAUAUUAUUCUGCGCUACUGCAUAGUGUGAAGUUGGGUGGAGGUACGUAAGGUUAUUGUUAUGUUUUAUAUUAACUGUGCAAAACUGCUAAAGAUAAAUAGUUCAGGUUUCAUUGUCGUCGGUCAGCAGAUUUUCUAAGCGGAGCUCUGCUCUGGGUUCCUUGAAUGUUAGAUUCAAAUCCAAUUGAAAUGGAUGCUCACGUAUCUUCAGAACCGAGCAAGAAAAUGUAAAGAAAAGUAUAACUUAUUGUGAUAAUCGCAUACCUCAACGAGCUCCUAGUGAAUAGAGAUAGAUGAUACAGUGGAAAUAUGGUAGUUGAAAAGGGAAUACCAGAGACUUGUACUCCUGAUGAGAGUCCAGGAUGGAAGUUCUGGAAGAGAAGAAGAUACGUUGUAGCAUUCAUGGCGUUUUUAGGUUUCUUCAACGUUUAUGCUCUGAGGGCCAACCUGAGUAUAGCUAUAGUUGUAAUGACUGAAAACAAACCAGUUCUAAUAGGCAACGAUACAGUUUAUGUGAGAGAAUUCGACUGGGAUUCAAAACUACAAGGUUAUGUGCUAAGUUCAUUUUUCUACGGAUACAUCACCACCCAAUUGCUGGGUGGCUGGUUGGCCAUGAAAAUUGGGGGUCAGAGGCUGUUUGGAAUUGGUGUAGGAGCUACAGCUUUCAUGACCUUGAUCUCACCACUAGUUGCGAAUAUUUCUGUAUAUUUAUUCAUAGCGCUCAGGGUUCUGGAAGGGAUUUUUGAGGGUGUAACUUAUCCAUGUAUCCACGCUGUCUGGUCCCAAUGGGCGCCACCUCUAGAGAGGAGUAGAUUAGCUACUUUUGCCUUCACCGGUUCCUACUUUGGAACUGUAGUAUCAAUGCCAGUGUGUGCUCUACUUUCUGAAUGGCUUGGAUGGCCAAGUAUAUUUUACGUUUUUGGGGUUGUUGGGGUCAUUUGGUUUGUCAUGUGGAACGUCUUGCUUUACGAGAGACCGACUAGCGAUCCUAAAAUAUCUAAAGAAGAGUUGAAAUACAUAACGGAAUCUUUGGGGACUACUGAGAGGAAGACGGUGAGACACCCAUGGAAAAGUAUUUUGACUUCAGUACCUGUAUGGGCUAUAAUAGCCGCUAAUUUCAGUGAGAACUGGGGUUUUUAUACUUUUUUGACCCAACUACCGAAGUAUAUGAAAGAUAUUUUGGAGUUUGACAUUGCACACACUGGGUUCAUGGCAGCAUUGCCUUAUUUGGUUAUGUCAAUUAUGCUCCUUUUGUCUGGCCACAUCGCUGAUUGGUUUUUAGUGAAAAAAAUUCUGACAGUAACUCAAGUUAGGAAACUUUUCAAUUGUGGAGCGUUUAUUUCGCAAUCGAUUUUCCUCAUUGGAGCUUCCUUCGCCACCACAGCGACCAUGGGAAUGAUAUGUUUGAUAUUUGCAGCUGGCCUAGGAUCUUUUUCGUUGGCUGGAUUCAGUGUGAAUUAUUUGGAUAUUGCCCCACAACAUGCCAGUGUUCUUAUGGGAAUCGGUAAUACCAUUGGCUCAAUUCCAGGAAUAGUGAGUCCCAUAUUAUCAGGAUAUGUGGUCACAACCCCUACGAGAGGGGAAUGGCAAGUGGUCUUUUUCACAAGUGCGGGAAUAUAUUUAACAGGAUGUAUAAUCUACGGACUUUUUGCAACAGGAGAGUUGCAACCAUGGGCUGAGCAGGCUGGAACAAACCUUGAAACCAAAACGGAAAAGAGUAAAAAUGGAAUCGACAACAAGGCCUUUCAGUCCAAUUGAUAAUGUGAUAGUUUUACGAUAAAAUAACUGGCUGUAGCUCAAAAAUAAAGUUAUAUUUACACACUAAA
Coccinella septempunctata (seven-spotted ladybird) is the source of this 2009-nucleotide messenger RNA. Its product is annotated as vesicular glutamate transporter 1-like. The record is from RefSeq and is a predicted model, not a curated record. Lineage: Eukaryota; Metazoa; Arthropoda; Insecta; Coleoptera; Coccinellidae. The coding region runs from base 493 to 1941 and encodes 482 amino acids. Gene Ontology annotation, cellular component: plasma membrane. The transcript has 9 exons. Gene Ontology annotation, molecular function: transmembrane transporter activity. Gene Ontology annotation, biological process: transmembrane transport; monoatomic anion transport.